Messenger RNA from Ctenocephalides felis (cat flea), 927 nucleotides. Its product is annotated as sorting nexin-2-like. The record is from RefSeq and is a predicted model, not a curated record. Gene Ontology annotation, cellular component: endosome membrane; endosome. Gene Ontology annotation, biological process: early endosome to Golgi transport. Gene Ontology annotation, molecular function: phosphatidylinositol binding. The transcript is spliced from 5 exons. Lineage: Eukaryota; Metazoa; Arthropoda; Insecta; Siphonaptera; Pulicidae. The annotation marks the transcript as partial.
GCAUUCCAAACAUUAAGUAAUUCUGAUAUAACUAAUACCAAUUUGCAUAAUUAUGAUGGUAGUGAAAAUGGUGAGCAAUUAAUAGAAGUGUCUGUCACAGAGCCACAAAGGAUUGGAGAUGGAAUGAGUGCUUACUUAGCUUACAGGGUAAUAACGCAUACUAAUAUGCCAAUAUAUAAAAAACGUUCUAUGAAUGUAACUCGCAGAUUUAGUGACUUUUUAGGUCUCCACACAAAAUUGACUGAAAAGUACUUGCGUUCUGGAAGGAUUAUUCCCCCAGCACCUGAGAAAAGUGUUAUUGGGAUGACUAAAAUAAAGAUAUCAUCCCAAUCAUCAACCGAAUCUCCACUAGCACAUUCACCAGUUGGAUCAAUAAAUACACAUGCCUCAUCUUUAGACUGGGUUGAGCGUCGGAGGGCUUCAUUGGAACGUUUUUUGAAUCGCACUGCUAAACAUCCAGUUUUAGGAAUUGACCCUGAUUUCCGUUCAUUUCUUGAAAUGGAGUGUGAUUUACCUAGAGCGACAAGUACUAAAGCUUUAAGUGGUGCUGGUGUAUUAAGAUUAUUUAACAAAGUUGGAGAAACAGUAAACAAGAUUACAUAUAAAAUGGAUGAAACAGACCCAUGGUUUGAGGACAAAGUGGAUCAAAUUGAUGCCUUGGAUUCACAAUUUCGACAUCUUCAUACAGCUGUAGAAGACUUGGUCAAUCAGCGUCGAGAUUUAAGUUUUAAUACAGGGGCGGUUUCAAAGUCAUUAGCUGUGUUGAGUGGAUGUGAAGAACAUACUGGUUUAGCAAGAGUUCUUAGUCAACUAGCAGAUGUUGAGGAGAAAGUUGAACUUCUUAGAAGUGAACAGGCAAAUUCAGAUUUUUUCAUAUUUUCUGAAAUGCUCAAAGAUUAUAUAGGUAUCAUUGGAGCCAUAAAAGAG